Porites lobata is the source of this 12479-nucleotide messenger RNA. The record is from the annotation of a GenBank genome assembly. Lineage: Eukaryota; Metazoa; Cnidaria; Anthozoa; Scleractinia; Poritidae.
AAACAGUCAAACAAGAUCAGUCUAUGCAAAUGUAAACAAGAGUUUGUCAUGCUUAAACGUUAUAAAUUUUAGAUUCAUCGAUGGGCCACGUCACUUAGAACACUUUGUUUCUUUGUGAGACAUAUACAGGAAUCUACGUGGAAGAGGCUUCGCAAGAGAAUGUGACAGCAGAAAGGUAACUUAGUUAAAGAUUAGCUUCAGGGUCUUGUGUACCCCACAGAUCGUUUCAAAUUAAGAGCAUUUAUUACUAUGUAGUGCAGUUUUAUUCAGAUCACUUUUGAUUUUCGGGAUUCUGAAAAAUUCCGAUCGAUCCCGACACUUUUGUUUGCAACCUUCAAAGUUUCCAGAAGAUUCUCAGCAAUAAACUGAUAAACAAUUUAUGAAGCGAAUAUCAUAAUUGACCUUAAAUUCUCUUAAGUUCUAUUGGCUUCUAGCUACAAGCUCAAUGUAGUUUUUAAUUCAAAGCUUCUGUCGCCAUUAGCUAAUGUGCUCGAAAUCUAGCCGAAGUCAUGACCAGAGUUGAUAAUAUCGAACGAAGGAAUAUUUUUUGCGACCCUCACGGUAAGGAGACAUAUGUUCAUAUUUCCGCCUCAGUGACGAAACUAGGUGGUCGGUUUUAGUCAUGAACGCCUGUGACCAGCCAGUUCAAGUACAUACACAUAUUAUAAGUCGUAACAUACCACCCCUUUUCUGUCUACUAAAAAGGAUGUCGGUAAGUUUAUCCUGGCUGUUGCCCUCGCUGUCAAAAUCCUAGAUAAACGUAAAGUAUUGUUCACGUCUAUAGGCUGACACGGUUGAUAACCCGGCCGCAGUCAUUGCGCGUUUUAUGUGACACAUUACGGCUCUUCUGCUUUUAGUUGGCAACAACAGAUAAAAAAAGCAUCCCAUUCGUCGGAAUUAGUAAAAAACUUGAGAAUUCACAAGUGAACGAAAAGCUAGUGGUCAUAUCGAUUCUGAGUGUAUACAGUCAAAUGAUGACUUACAAGGCCGAUAAAGCUAAUUGCCAUGGAGUCAGUAUGGAUUACCGUACUUCAACAUUGAAAAUGUAUGUAAUACUACAGGAAAUAUAAUUAUAAGAUGACAGUCAGGGUGUGCUCAGUUAUAUUCUUAUAUUGAGUGUCGCGGAUAUGAAAAAAUUGAUAAGGUCCAUGUAUGAGUUGUUGUCAGUUUUCUAAUCUGUUUUGUACGUCAGUAUUGUGUUGCUUAGGUAGAUUUUUGUCACCAUCGUAUCGUUCCCUUUGGAAAUCAAUAAACCGACACUGAUAAACCGAUAAUGCAUAAUGCUUGGUUCUAACAAACAAUCUGGUAGUAAAUGAUUUCUGAACUUCUUAUGUACUUGCUUGCACGCAAAAAGGAAAAGCCCUGUCUCUUGUAAUUAAACCAAAUAAACUCCCUUAUUACAUCCACUUUGAAAUCACUGGCUAUCCGUGCAAUCUGAUUGGCUCUCAGCAGUGUGAUUUAUUCCUAAAUCGCACCAUUUUUUGCUCUAAAUCGCAUCUGUUCCAAAUGGCGUCAUUUAUGUUCUAAAUCGCAUCAUUUCUGUUUUAAAUCGCACCAUUUUUGUUCUAUAUCGCAUAAUUUCUGUUUGGAAUACAAAAUGAGAUGAAAAGCCUUUUUGUUUCGGCUUUUUAACAAACUGGCUACUCGAUCAAUAAAAUAUUAGUACUGACUAAAUUCUGCGAUUUCAAAAUGGAUGUAAUAAAGUGGUAAUUGAGCUUCGUGUCGUGCGAUUUUGGUCUGAAAUCAUACUUGUGAUUUCAAAUCACGCGUAUGAUUUCAGACCAAAUUGCACUCCAUUCAGUUCAAUUACCAUUAUUAAUAUCCAUUAAAGUUAAAAAUAAAUUAUAUGCAUCUGGUGACACCGCCAAUUAUAAAAUCUAUAGAAACAAAAUCUGUACCUUAACGCGUUUAAGUAAACAGCAUUAUUAUUCUAAAUUUUUUAAUGAUAACUUAACUAAUAUGAAAAAAACAUGGGAGGGAAUAAACAAUGUACUUGCCCGUAAAUUAAAGAACACAAAACCUAUUACUUUUAUUAAGGACCCUAAUGACAAUGAUUCUGUCACCAAUGACCCAAGUAGAAUAGCCAACGUUCUUAAUGACCAUUUCGCUUCUGUUGGACCUAAACUGGCAAAUAAGUUACCAACCGUUCAGCGUAAAUAUUUUGAUUUUUUGAACACAUCUAACUCUCCUGACUCUUCGUUUGCUUUCAACCUAGUUACCCCAGCUGAAGUGGAAUUGGAAAUUUUGCGCAUACCAAUUAACAAAUCUCAUGGUUUAUAUUCAUGUCCUGCUCAACUGUUGAAGUACUCGUCAAAUGUUAUCAGCAGUACACUGGCGGAAAUAAUAAAUCUUUCUAUUUCGACUGGGAUGUAUCCCACUAAACUAAAAAUGGCAAAAAUUAUUCCUAUCUUUAAAGCUGAAGAUAACACUAACGCAAACAACUAUAGGCCUAUUUCUUUGCUGUCUAACUUUAAUAGGAUCUUCGAAAAAUUGGUCUUCUCUAGAAUGGAAUCUUUCAUUGAGCAAAAUGACAUACUUUCUCCAUCUCAAUAUGGCUUCCGCAAAGCGCACUCAACUCAGCAUGCAAUUCUUGACAUUGCAAGUACCAUUCAGGAAAACAUGGGCAAGCGCUUGUUCUCAUGUGGUGUAUUUAUUGACCUGAAAAAGGCUUUUGAUACAGUCGAUCAUAAAAUUCUUUUGCACAAGUUAGAUCACUAUGGUUUUCGUGGUGUUAUAAAUAAGUGGUUCUCAUCUUACUUAGAAGGUCGAACUCAAACGACGCAAAUUGGUUCCUUUAUAUCUAAAAGAAAAAAUACCACUUGCGGUGUUCCGCAAGGCUCUGUCCUAGGCCCAUUACUCUUCCUAAUCUAUGUCAACGACAUCCAAGAAUCCUCUGGCAAACUAAAUUUUUUUUUAUUUGCUGAUGACACGAAUGCCGUAUAUGCUGACAAAAAUCUUAAGUCCCUUGAGUCGACUGUAAAUCAAGAACUCUGCAAGUUGUUCGAUUGGUUAACGGCUAAUAAACUAACCUUGAAUAUUAAAAAAACGAAUUUUGUCAUUUUUAGACCGGCUCAGAGAAAACUUACCUAUCACCCUAAAAUAAUGAUAUUCGACAAUGAUCAAAAUAAGAAUGUGGCUCUAGAAUGUAAAGAAUUUGUGAGAUAUCUAGGUAUAAUAAUUGACAAUAAUCUUUCUUGGAAACAUCAUAUUGACCACGUAGCUAUUAAAAUGAGCCAAACUGUAGGAUUGAUCUGUAAACUACGGCAUUUUCUGCCAAGACAUACUCUUCUAAAUAUUUAUCGAUCUCUUGCUGCUCCUUAUUUAACUUAUGGUUUGACUGCCUGGGGCCAAGCAUAUAAAUCGCACCUUGAAAAGCUUCUCAAGCUUCAAAAGCGAGCUCUUCGCUUUAUCUAUUUUUCUGAGCGAAAUCAGCAUGCCAUUCCUUUAUUUAUUGACGCCGGUGUUUUACCAUUAAAAUUUUUGUAUUAUGAGCAUUUAGCUAACCUUAUGUUUGAAAUAAGACAUAAUAAUGCUCCUGGAAACAUUCAAGAUCUCUUUCAAGAUAUUUCUGAUAUUCAUUCUUAUAAUACUCGAUCCUCUGCCUCCAAUAACUUUUACACACAAAGUUCCCGACUCUCAAUUCAAGUGAGUUCAUUUUCUAGAAUCGGAACAAAAAUAUGGAAUGAAAUGCCUGUAUCUUAAAGAAAACUUUCAAAAAAUGCCUUUAAGAGGAAAAUAAAACAAACAGUUUUUGAGAUCCUAGCUUCAGAAGACUGUUAUUUUAAUCUCCCAGAAAUCGUUCAAAAAGUUAAGCUAAAUUUAUUUUCCUCUUAGUUGAUAUGUAAUCAUUAAUAUCGUUUAGUUUAUCGGUAGUCUCUUGUCAUAACUGUUGUCAUUUAUUAUUAGUAAUACCAUUAGUUUAUCAGUAGUUUUUAGUCAUUGUUGUCAAUAUUAGUUUCUUUAGUUCUCUUGUUACUUUUAGCUGUAUUUAGUUGUACUUAUUUUCUGUAACAUGACCCGCCUAGAUUAGCUUAGCUACCCGCGGGCAUGUUAUUGUAAUUUUACUUCAAACACAAAUAAAAAUGUAUGUAUGUAUGUAUGUAUGUAUGUAUGUAUGUAUGUAAAGCGGAACCUUGAGAGUUCAAAAACUGUUCUCCUGCUAAUAUAAUGCGCUCGGUUAACCAAGUCAAAUCGUCCACAAUCGUAAAUCUAGUUGUUGUGUUCACUUAAUACCCUCGACAGCAAAUGUCGUGUUAAACACCCUUCUCGAAGGCAUUGGUUUUUUCUUAUAAUAGUCAUGCCAGUCAUAUUCAUACUCUCCUAAUUGUCUUCUUAAUUGUGCGGCAGCCAACUCCUUUACGCGUGACUUCGUUUGUAAAGUUUCAUGGUCUUGUAAUCAUGAAAAUAAAAAUAAAAAACAAAACAAAUGAAAGCAAUGACAAAGCGAGUUGAUCGUUAAUUGUGGUGUGAGUCACGUUUUAUCUUUCUUGCCAAUGUAGGUUAAGAAUGAAUUUCCAAGACAUGAACGUUUUCUUCUGCAUCAAAUUUGCUAAAUGGCGACUGCAGCACCUUCACCCCUGGCCAGCUCAAUAGAGAAGACAAAUGGAAACAAGCUGAGCAGGCUUCUCAUCGAUGGCGGAACAACGGCGCUGAGGAAUAUUUUCGAUCAUUAUCACCCACCUGGCAACUUGGCUUCUGAUCUCAAUUUCAAUUACUCCGUUCUUAACAAACUUUUGCGUAAAAGAGUACUAAAUGGCCAUCAGUGGAACAAACUCUUCCCCUCUGGUGGAGGGGUGCCAGACUCCAACACGUUUGACAUCACUCUUCUGUUCCUGCUGCUAACUACCAUUUGCGGCUUAUCCCCUCCCCUGACAGGAUGGCACACCAAGCCACCCCCUGCUGAUAACUCUCUUGAGGCUAACCUUGGUCGCGUUAAGUUCUUCCGGAAUGAGUUGUAUGGUCACGUGACGUCCACGAGGGUUGAUGCAACAUCUUUCUCCUUCCUCUGGCAUGAAAUAAGCAUUACUCUUCAUUCUCUCGGACUAGAUCAAGCUGAGAUUGACAGACUGAAGGCAGAGCAUGGAGGAGAGGAAGAUUACCUUGACGCCUUAAUUGAGUGGGCUGACAGUGAAGAGGACAUAAAAACCCAGUUGAAAGACAUCCACCAGACGCAACUAAAACUCAGUAAAACAGUUGAAGAUGGCAAUUUAAACAUGGAAGAGUUACGUCAAGCCCUAAGCAAAACUCAGGAUGUUGUAGAUGAAGCAGUGGAGAUAGAACUCAAAGGACAUCAAGAAUUUAGGGCAGCACACCAGGAAAGCAUGUCACGUUUAGACGGAGUGUGUGAGUCCCAAACUAAAACCAGCCAGGCUGUGGACGAAAUUCGUGAAUCAGUUCAAGAAGUAAAACAGGAAGUAAAAAGCUUGACGAAAAAGAAAAGCGAGCACGCAGAUGAGGUGCUUAGGACCCUUGUGAAGUUUGAAUUCAAAGGAGACACAGAAUUUCAUGCAAAGAAAUUCCAGGAAGGAACUCGUGAGUGGAUCUUCAAAAGGAUCGAAGACUGGUUAGACGACCGGAGCUCGCCACAUCGGGCGAUGGUAAUCAGUGGAAAUCCAGGAAUGGGAAAGACUGUUAUCUCCGCUGUUGUUUCGCAAAGAAUUCAAAAAGCUGGAAGACUCUCGGGAAUCCACUUUUGUCAGCAUAACGAUUCACGGUACCGAGAUCCACGUUUAAUGCUCCAGUCUUUGGCCUGUCACUUGUGUCAAGCGAUGCCAAGUUACAAAGAUGCUUUAGUGGAACAGAUGUCAAGAAAUCUGGGUAAAGACCUCAACAACAUGGGUGUAAAAGAGCUGUUUGCGUUGCUGUUUAAAGAGCCUCUAAGCACAAUGCAAGAUCCUGGAAGAAACAUCCUAACAGUCAUAGAUGGCCUCGAUGAAAGCGAGUACAGAGGACGCAAUGAGCUUCUACAUGUAAUCAGUAACCAUUUCUCUAUGCUUCCAGUCUGGAUUAGAAUUUUGAUCACAACUCGUCCAGAGAAGAACGUUACAGAGGCAUUGCGACAUUUGAAACCAAUAGAGCUUGAACAAAAACGAGAAGAAAACUUGAAGGACAUUCAAACCUUGUUUGAAACACAACUCAGCCUUAAAAUUGGUGAGGAGCAUAAACAUGUUCUCUUGAAAGAGCUGGUCAAGAAAUCAGAAGGCCUGUUUAUUUACGCUUACUUUAUAGUGGAUUUUAUCCAAAAGAAUGUUUCAAUUCUCAGCCCUGAUCUGCUGGAAAGUGUGUUACCUUCAGAUAUUUCAUCUGUUUACCUGUCCUAUUUUACGCGGUUAGAGGAUGAACUUUGCAAAGAGUUUAAUGCAGAUGAGGAACAUUUUUUGCGUUUCCUGUGUGCAUUUACCGCUGCAAGGGAACCAUUACCAGUAGAAUUCAUUGCCAAAAUUCUAAACCCUGGAGGAAAAUCAUUGACUGCGCAGCGAAAAGUUAACAAAGCGAUAUCUUGCAUCUCUACACUGUUACCAGUUCGGGAGGGUCGUCUGCACUUUUUUCACAAGUCAAUCAAGGACUGGCUAAUAGCGUCAUUGCUUUAUGAACAACAUGAUUUCACCGUGGACGAGAAAGAAGGUCAUAUCGUCCUUUCUGAUCUCUGUGCUUCUGAACUCGAUAGCUUGCAGCGAAAAGGGGUCCAUGGCAAACAGUUUUCGAAUACUGAAACAUAUGCUUUGCAUCAUGGUACUCAGCACAUGCUUGAGGUCACCGAUCAUGACUGCGCUGACAAAACAAGAACCAAUAGUGUCACAGCUGAACAGGUGUACCGAUACACAACAGACGUGGAACUUAUUUAUGCAAAACUUUGUGUUAAGAGCACAUCCGCCAUAGAAGACCUUCUCAGCCUCCACAGUAAGAAUUCCAGAAUAGUAAGCGAGGAAAAAGAUGUUGUUGUGACUUCUCUCCUCAGCCUUCUGAGAAAACACUCUUACAUCUUGUUUGAUCAUCCUCACCUGUUUUUCCAGUGUUUGAUUAACGAAGGUACCCCUGGAUUAUCGUCUACAGCAGCAGGUAUUGUUAAGUCGUCAACUCCAAAGGUGCCAUACAUGAAGUAUUUAGACAAUGACAAACAAAAGGGAGCCGUUCAGGGACGAUUUUACUGUUCAGAUAAAAUCGCAUGUUUUGAUAUUUCACCUAAAUUGGAUUACAUGGUAUGCGAGUGUCGAGAUGAAACAAUCCAUCUUUUUUCCCUGCUGACUGGUACCAAAGUAUGGGUUCGUCCAUCGCUAACAAACAGAGCGUAUAGUUCCAAAGAGGCAUAUACGGGUAGUGGUGCAUAUCGACAAACUGGGCAUUUUCUGUCAUUUUAUCAUUCUGUCACAUUUCAUCCAAAUGGGAAGUGGAUAAUACCAGGAACUCUUAAACAUGUUUACACCAUUAGUGGAGAUAGAGAAGACCUUUUUCCGGACAGUGACUGCACAUUUUCAUAUUACUUCUUACGUUUUUAUAAUGACAAAGAAGUGAUAUUUACAGAUUGCCCAGAUGACCCAAAGCAGAUAAUCAUUUGGGAUAUGGAGAAUGGCCAGAAACUUGAAGUUAUCAAUUGGGAUGAAGAAAUCUCAUCCUUUACCAUUUCUGGCGAUGUGUCACUUAUCGCUAUUUCUGAUGUGACUGGUGAGAUUGCUUUUUUUUCCGUAAUAAACGACUUUGGUUUGAGAUUCCCCGACGCUGGUAAAGAUGACUGGGUGUGUGGGUUGAUGCAUUUCACAUCCGAUAAUGAUACUCUGGUUUGUGGAUGUCUAUUAGCCUCUUGCGAGGACUACCAUUGCCCGUUUGAUGCGUUAGAACCUGAAGAAAGAAAACCAACAGUUUCCUUCAAAAAUCCUCUGAGUAACGUUUCGCUGCCAGAUCCUCAUUUUGAACCUGUUGAUCCCAGAACCUUCGUGUUAUGGCCCUCUGCUGCACCAAGCGCUUUGACUGAAUGUACUUUUAUGGAGCAGGAUGAAGGACCUUCCUGGGCGUCGAAGGUGCAGAGAGAGAUUCCAUAUUUGUUCGCAGGUUCCUACAUCAGUCUCAACUACGAAACAAUUUUGGUUGGUAGCCCAGAUCACAAAUACGUUACGAUGUUAAAUGUUGGUCUACUGCAAAGCGAUUCGACUUCCUCCUCGAACGUUAACGUGGGUAUCAGGAAGAUUAUUUUUUCUAUGGAAGGCGAUGCAGUAUAUGUCGUAAGUUCAGGCCAGUUUGUCUACUUUAGCUCAGAAGAGGUAAAGAUAACUAUCUGGAGACUGUCAAGUCGAGAAUUUCUGGAGACAAAGACAUUCUUUGGCCCUGUGUCGAUCGUUCCAACGAAGGAAGGUCUUGUACUCUUUAAAAAUGAUCGUGUAGCAGAGUUGUGGAAUUUCGACCUGUCGGAGUGCAUUCGAAGUAUUGUUAAACUUACCAGUGAUACUAGUAUUGUGUAUUCAGUAACCUUGAUACCAGUAUCAGAUGAACUGAUAGCCUUUUAUUAUUUGCCACAAUCACGGGAAUCAAUUUAUAUCAGAAGCCUAGAAGAAUCUGAAGAAAACGAAAACUUACACGACGACUUGUUAGAGUGUACACCUCUCGAGGAUUGUACAGAUUAUUGUCUUGACUUUAUAAGCACAACCGGUGUUCAGGGGGGAAAGCUUGUGUCCUCGCUAAGGUUCACACGUUACGACGAAGGAGGAUACUUAUAUAAAAUUUCAUGCAAUAGUCCGAGCAAUGUUUUGGUUUGCCGUUUUGAAGGGCAUUCCUGGGGACCUAUAGACGAGGGGGAGGUCACAGUUAGUUUAUUCAACAAAGGAUCAGUUAAAUGGGAACGAAUCGCGGAUAAUUCAUAUCUUCGCAACGAACACAUGAUUUUCUCGCCCAAGAAUGAGUUUGUUGUUACGUGGAACACUCUCGACGAAGGUCAAGGUCUACAUGUUCUUGACGCAGAUACUGGAGAAACACUGCACGUCCUUCUUAGAGACCAGAACGACAUUAUUGAAUGUAAGUUUUUAGAUGAUGAAUCUCUGGUAUGCUGCAGUGGGGACAACUUUCUCCAAUUGUUUAAUGUCAGAACCGGAGAUCUACUAAGUGUUCUAGACAUUGGAGAGCAACCACUCUGUUUGGAAGCCUGUCUGAAUCAUCCUCUUGUCGCCAUUGGUUUGUCGGGCACAAGAAUAAAAUUCGUCCACGUACAGUUGCCAACAGAAUCUAAAAAGAAGAAUUAAAGGUGAGUUUUUCUCUACUCGGUCAAAAAUAGGCGGCACGAGCUCAGUUUCGCGAGUUACUGUAACCUAACAGAUCGUAACAGUACCUAGACUCUACGAGCAGUGUCUAUUAUUUCAGUCCGUGGAGCGAAAGGCGCGAAACACGCUAAAAACGGCGCGCGCGGCUGAGGGUGCGUGCUCCCUCGCGCGCGAGUAAUUCCUUCACUAAAAAGUUGAAAGGGACUUUAAGAUCGAACGACGCGACAGCAACGAAAACAUCGCUUAAAAAGUGAAUCUGCCUUCUUCAUUCUUUAUCGCGAUCAUUCCUACUUACUUACUUGGUCAAAUGUACGCGAACCCUCCCGAAUUUGAAUCCCAAGGGACCAUACUCAAUUUCAGAAAGCGAAAUAAAUUUCUUCGUUGCUUGUUUACGUUGUCCAUAAAACACGAAAUUAGGCAUUUUCACGUCCUACUUGUGCAGAAACGGCGAAACCCUUUUUUAGCACGUUUUCGUUGCCGUCGAGUCCGGUUGAAUCUUAAAGUCCCUAAUUUGAAGAAAACAGGGGACUAAUUGCAGCCUAAAACAGGAGGCAUAACUGAUUAUGGCUCCUGGCCUAAACAGUCCCCACACCACAACACAAUUAGUAGAUAUACGUCUAGAGUAAAUCUUAUUCUUACAAUUUUGCGCACGAAAAUUCCGCGAGUUUGGGGGAGCAAUUACCACUGUUACAAAGGGUAUAAUACAAAGGGUAUAAUACCAUGAUCUGCUUAUGAAAAGGAACAGUGCCAAAAUUAAAGAGGGAGCCGAGCAUAAAGUUUAGUGAAUGUAUGAAAGACAGUUUUGAAAGAUUUAUACUGUAGGACACAGAUGAUAGUGAAGCAGGGAGAUAAUAUGGAAAAAUCUACGAAAAAGAACCAUAUUUGAAAUUACCUAAAAUCAUCGCCAUCACGUCCACGACUUACAGCAACUUUAAGAAUUAUUUUGUUUUGUAACGUGACAGAGUACUAAAUUUCGCAACUUUUAUUUUUCUUCCAUUCCAGUUUUCGCGAGUUGUAGAUUUCGGGAUUGUUUGAAUUUGCGAAAAACGCGAGUUUUAGACUUGAUAGCUUCCAGCUUUCUUAAAUAACACAAGCAACUUUCUGUUUUCAGUUGCAGUUUCAAGACAAGUAAAUUGAGCAACUUCUGGUGGUCUGUCAUUAGCCGGGCACAAGGAGCUGGAUUCUUCAAAUCAGUGACCAUGAUCUUUAUUUAGUGUUGUGCUUGGCGAUGGAGAAAGAGCAUGAAGAGAAAUGAUUGCAAAAGCUGGAAUUCAAAUCUAUUUGAAGAGCCCUGGAUGCAAGCUGCCAUAUUCAGGAAUUGAAAGAGACUUGUAUAUUACGAACUUUGAAAUUUCGUACGUUAACAGAAUAGCGGAUAUAGGAAGGGGUAAGGGGGCCGGGGAUUGGAGGGAGGGUCCUUGAUCAAAAGGCUGAACAUUCGUAAGCAGCCUUUAUUUGGUAGGAACUUGUUUUGCACCCUCAAUCAUGAUCGGUACACCUUUUUAACCACUGGCUUGUUAUAUAAAUUGACGAAAUCUAGACAAAACUUACAACUAAACCACCUAGAAAAACGUUGAGAACCUUUUUUGUAUGGCUUUUUUGUGAAUAUUCCAGAUGUCUGAAAAUGACUCAUAUCUCCCAGUAACACUGUAGUAAAAACAUGCAGGGUGUAAUAUACUAAUGUACGGUGUGAUAAAAGGGUCAUGUUAACACUCGCUGUCUGGCCCGAACCGCACCACACUGUUUCUGACACUUGACAGGCGCGUCACCUUGAGUUUGAUUUACUAGUUAAAAUUGUGUGUUGCACGAUUAUCAUGGUCUACAUAGUUGACUUUUCCACGUAGAAGUAAUGGGGAGCUUUAGCAACGACGAAGGCGACGUCUACAAAAACGUCACUUAAAAGUUAAUUCGCGCUGCCUCGAACUUUAUCUCGUUUAAUUCGUCAAAUGUUGGCAAAUUUUUUUGGAGUUGAAUUCUAAAGGACUCCAUCAAAGUUCAAGAAAUGAAAAAGAAAAGUUAUUGUCUUGUGUUCCCGUCCUCGACAAAACUUGAAAUUAUGCACUUUCACGUCGUAGUCGUGCAACGAAAGGCUAAGAAAUGUACAAAAAAGCGUGAUGCACGUGCAAAGUUGUUUUUUUGCUAAUCUAAUCCUUUUUUUCUUUUUUUUUGCCGUUCUCGUUGUCGUGGCCGUCGUCGUUGCUUAAGCUCCAUAAUGUUUAAUCUUACCUUCCUCCUCUUUAAACCUCCUAGAUCCAGCCACGUUACCUACCCUGCUUGCAGAGGUUUGUCUGUUCCGGCAUGGUUUUAAGCAUUAAGGAAGUAUAGGAGAAUGAGGACAUGUAUAGGCGUAUAAGGACAUGUAGGCGAAUGUUAGCAACAAAAAAGACUUCAUAAAUACUUAAAACCACACCGAAAAGAAACCUACGCUGGCAGGGUAACGUUACCAUGUUGUUACUGUGUAACAGUGGAGUAAAAAGGGCGAACGUCUGGUUUCUUUUUUUCGUAAAAUGGAAGGCAAUGAAACCAAUUUAUUGCUCGAGGUUCACGAUUUGAUUUUCCGGAUAUGUUACUAACUGUAUAUGUUUUAAGGUCAACCUGAUGGUACAGUCAAGAAAUAGGAAAGUGCCAGAAAACUGGGAUAAUUCAUGGGGUCAUGUUGACAGUGGACCCUGCAUAAUCAUCGUCCCAUUACAAUGUGAAGUGCAAAGUACAGUCAAACUCCGUUAAUACGGACACUGAAGGGACCAUGGAAAAGGGUCCGUAUAAACGGGGUGUCUGUAUUAAGCCGGUUGAAUUUAGAGAGAUUAUAAGGGCUUUGUUUUCCCAGGGACAAAGCAAACUCUCCAUAAAAAUGAGGUGUCCGUAUUGAGCGGGUGUCCGGCGUAAAGCGAGGUUUGACUGUAUGGAACAAUACCCUACAAGAGAGGAUUCUCUCCUGGCACCCAAUAAAACUUUUAUAUACCUUCUUUUUAUUAGGUGCAAUUACAACACAUGGUAAAUUUAUUUCCAUCUUGAAAAUAAUACCACAAUAGUAGUAAUUAUUAGUUUUUUUUAAUCCAUGGCAGGGAUAUAGGAUCCUGUCCAUAGACAGUUGCCAUUAGAAAUUUGCCUCAGAACGUUUGCCUAAUACACAGACGAAUGUCUCCGUGCAUGUGAUGUAAAGGUUAUUUUAAUUAAUUCCCUUGGUAAUAAAAGUGUUCCGAGAAACUCUAUAUCUGUAUUCUUCAAUAGGGG